AGUACUUGUAAUCAAACCUUCUCACAGCAAUCGAAAACCUGAGUGAGACAUCAAUAUUUAUCACCGCAAGCAUGACAUCACAACAAGAACUCAGAGAGGCUAUUGAAAACACAACGAGACAGUUCUUGGGUGCCUACAAAGACGCUGGCGAACAAAACAACCCAGCAAUCAUCAACCGUGAUGUCACCGACUCUUGCAAAAGGUACUUCAAACCAGCCGGUGUUCUUCAGUUAUUCGGAUCGCCUCCUGAAGAUGGCUUGAAUAACGCCGACUACGAAGCCGCGAUGGCGCUCGAUCUCAAGAAAUACGUAGUCACCUACAGCGACAUCUCUGACUUGACUAUCGACACCGAGUCACGCAAAUCAGCCGCAACGACUGUUACGGGCAUGAAAUACAAGAAUGGCGAAGAGGACGUCAUAGAACAUUCGUGGAUCUUGGACUUCAACGAGGAUGGGUCUAAGGUCACAAUGGUCAUCGAGUUUUGUGAUAUGGAUGGGCUAAGAAGGAUGUUUGCCAAGGUGUACAGUGACAAGGAAGACAGUAAAUAGCCCAGUAGCUAGAGUGUAUGUACUACGGUACAAUUUCAGGGCAAUGAUAGCUGGUAUACAUACUCAACGAUUAGGGUUUGUAAAAGCAAAUGUAUCGAAAGCUGAUCUGAAGCUUGGUUAUCUAGGAUAAAGGUCUUUUCUUGCCAUGCGCCACUUUAGCCUAAUAUGACACAAGCACAUGCG
Molecule: messenger RNA, 731 nt
Organism: Fusarium odoratissimum NRRL 54006
Lineage: Eukaryota; Fungi; Ascomycota; Sordariomycetes; Hypocreales; Nectriaceae
Exons: 1
Coding region: 72-548 (158 amino acids)
Source: RefSeq, a predicted model, not a curated record